AUGAGUAAAAUAGUAGGUAUUACUAUUAAUGACUCUAAAAUCUAUUUCUCAAUAAUAGAACGUUCAUAUCCAACAUGUGAAAGAAUUAGACCAUUAGAUUUAGCUAUAUCUUUUCAUGAUGGAAAAUUAAUGUUUUUUACUGAUGCGUUAAAGGCGGUUUAUAUUAAAGCACUUAAAAGUAAAAUAGAACAAGACGCUAAUUGCCAGAAAGUUGUUUCAGAUGAAUAUGAAAUAUGGAUUUUAUUAAUGAAACAAAUAAAUGAAUAUGUCCAAGCUCAAUUAAAUUGUUCAGAACAAUUACAAUAUAUUAUUGCUAUUCCAGAAAAUUCACUUGAAAUAUUUAGAGAUAUUAUUUCUAUUGCUUGUAAAGUAAAUCAAAUGACAUUACUUAGAAUUAUCAAUGUAAAUUGUUGUAGUAUUUUAGAAUAUGCCACAACAGAAUUUUACACAACAAAAAAUAAUGGCUAUAAAAAUAAACUUAUAUUAGGUAUUAAUUUAGAUGACUGUCAUACUUCUAUAACAUCAUAUUUUGUUUCAAGGACAGAAGCUAUUAAAAUUAAUGAAGUAAGUUGUAGUAUUGGACAAAGAGAUUUUCUUUCAUUAACAGCAAAUAUGCUUAAUAUUAAUGAAGAAAGUAAAUUUAAUAAUGAUAUUGAUACUUGGAAUUACAAACACAGAAAAGCUGCUGAAUCAAUAUAUGAUAUUAUUAACAGAUUUUCUGAUUCUAAUGUUACACAAACAUAUUAUACUAAUGAUGAUGGUGACUCUAUUGAAAUUACUAAAGAACAAUUAAAAGAGUCAUUUGAAGAUUUUAUUAAAAAAUUAGUUGGUUUAGUUUCAGACACAAUAAAGAAAACACAAGAAAUCAUUAAAGAAAUUAAAUUUGAAAAUGUCAUUGAUGCUUCAACAAAUACUGUUAUAUCAUCUCAAUUAGAAGAUAUGAAAAAUCUAGAAAUUACUACGUUAUUUUUCUGUGGAGAACAUAAAAAUUCAUUUGUUAAUAGAGAAAUUGAACAUACAGUUGGUGUUAAUUGUGAACCUUCAGUUCAUCAAAAAGAAAUUAAUGCAGAAGGUUGUGGUUGGUAUGUACGUAAAACAGAAUGGAAAGGAAUGACUGGUAAAGAAUUAUUCUUAUUUGAAGACUUUAAUAAAUGUAUUUCAUUCGAUACAGUUAUUCAACCAGAUCAACUUUUUAUUCAGAACAUUCAAAAUAAUCAAACAAUUGAAAUAAUUAAAGUCCCACAAUUAACGUCUGAAUUAAUUAAGCUUCCACCAUUGGACCAAGGAACAUACAAAAUUCUAUUUAAAAAAUUAGAGUAUGGUUGUGAUGACACUUGUUUAAAACAAGAAAUCUGUAUUGGAGAAUUUAAUGUUCAAGAUAAGAAUGAUGUAUUAAAAUUAUGUAUUCAAAAGUUUAUGAAUAACCUUCAAGGAACUGUUGCUUGUUUUUAUGCUGAUGAGCCUUCUGACUAUCUUUUAGAAAAAGGGUGUGAAGGUUGUGAAAGAGAUCCAGAAACAUAUGGACCAUCUGGAAAAGAGUUUGAUGUAUCAAUAUUCUCUAAUUGUAAUAUUGGAGAUGAAGACUUGGAUUUAGUAUGGAAAGAAAUAAAAGAAAAUGGAGGUGUUGAAGCAUUAGAAAGAUAUUCUGAAAUUACGUUGACUGACAAAGAUGUUGAUACUCAAAAAUAUUUGCAAGUUUUUGAAAGGCAAAAAGUUCAAAUGGAAAGAGUUGAAAAAGCAUCUCAAGUUGCUUCAGAAAUUAGAACUGAUAAAAUGAAAAAACUUAUUAAAGAAGUUGGUGAAAAUUAUAAAAGGGAUAUUAUAAAGGAAUUUAACAAGAUGGUUCAAAAAAAUAAAGACAAUCCUGAAGAACUUGAAAGUAAAUGGAAUGAACUUGUUAGUCUCUAUAAAAAUAAGUGA
Messenger RNA from Entamoeba nuttalli P19, 1920 nucleotides. RefSeq lists its product as hypothetical. The coding region runs from base 1 to 1920 and encodes 639 amino acids. The transcript has 2 exons. NCBI's taxonomy places the organism in Eukaryota, Evosea, Mastigamoebida, Endamoebidae. The record is from RefSeq and is a predicted model, not a curated record.